Molecule: messenger RNA, 3547 nt
Organism: Topomyia yanbarensis
Lineage: Eukaryota; Metazoa; Arthropoda; Insecta; Diptera; Culicidae
Exons: 2
Coding region: 1242-3410 (722 amino acids)
Molecular function (GO): nucleic acid binding; zinc ion binding
Source: RefSeq, a predicted model, not a curated record
CAAAAGGCCUUUCGCAAAGCGCCACAAAAAAUACCGCAGCGAAAAUAUAGCACGAAACAGAGCGAACAAAAAUCACUCACACAACCAACGAAGUAUAACGAUGGUGCUAGAAACCGCCUCAGCAUUUAUGCACUGCCGGCAAACGAAAAACGUACGCCGCAGAAGAAGGACGAACAAAUUUCACUCUGUUCGUUUCCUAAUCCGCAGUAGCGCGGCAAGUGAUUUUGUGGUUUUUUUUCACGAGCACCAGCCGUCAGGGAAUCAGUUCGGACUGGAUUCACGGAGACCGGAUUUAGUCCACCAGGCCUCAGAAGCGCAUUCAAACGACGCUGUCUAAACUGGCUUGCUUCGAGUGGCACGAGACGACGAAAGUGCACGUGAACCACGCCAGGCUGGAAGCAACCAGAAAGAAUCCGACAGAGGCAGAUCGACUGGCGUUCCGCAAUUACAGUGAGAGUGAAGACCCCUUCUUGAAGGGUGAGUAAGCAAAAAGAAAACGCAACGCGGAAGACUAACGGCAUGUGCCCGAUAGGGUCUUUUUUCUCCCAUUGCUUUCUAGCAUUCGGCAGUUCGUAGGACGGUCAAGGUCACAGAGCCAAAAGUUCGACGAAGGCGAGUUGGUGUUAAAAACGGAGGCUGGCUGGACUUCUGCUCGUGAACAAGGCGCAUAAUUGGAGUGCGGACGGAUGGAAAAGGAAGCAUAAAGGCUGCUAGUCGGCGAGAACGACGUACAGAAACGCCAACGUCGUACCGGAACGCGAACGACGCGCAGGAGCGUGGGCAAUAGGAAAAUGGCGGAAUAGUGAGUAGUAAAAUGUAAGAAGAGUGCAGUAGGAAGAAGAGAAAAGGCAUGAGAAGAGGUUAGGGUGUAAGCAUGGUGGAAGAGAGGAAGUAAGAAGAAAGAAGCCAUGGUAGAGGCAUAGUGGAUAGGAGCAAUCAAAGAGAAAGGAAUAAGAAGAGGAAAAGUGAACAUGGGUACAAUAUAUGUUUAUUGAUUUGAGUAACACACAUUCUUUUGAUUUGAGUUGGUGCAUUUUGUCCUUAGUGUUUGCGUUUGUAUUCGCUUUUGGUAGUUCUGCUCUACCCGCUGAAGGACCUACGCAACACUGGCGCCCAACUAAAAAUCCACAAAAUUUGUACUACCGUUAGCGAAAUUUUUAGUUUAGAUUUAUUAAUUUGGUUUUGUGCUUGAUUAUCCUAGGAAGGAUAUUUUAAAUUUAACCUUUACGCAUAAAUUCGAGAUGGAUUACACACAUCUAACGAAUGAAGAAAUAGACUAUGAGUUGGCACUACGUCAUGUAGUCAACUUAGGUCGCACCUCACACCGAGGAAAGGUGAUUCGCCUUAAGGCACUCACACAACAAGAGUCCUUAAGCGACAUCAUGCCUACUAGCUCUGAACAUGUCAUGAGUGCACAGGCCAACAUUGAGGUCUGCCAAGCACAGCUGGAUACACUGCACAUUCAGGUGGAUGCGGCAAUCCGCUCAGUCAAUACCGCGGAUAUGUACGAACUUCGAUCGCGACUUGUACACUAUCAAAAUCGUUUGCGUUUGAUAAAUCCCCCGGUUGAACUUUCUGAUAUUCUCGCAGGGCUAAUGGUACACGUGAAUGAUUUAUUGAAAAAUGUGAUGGGAGUGUUACCAAACAUAGUGCACAGUGAGCAAAGAGAAGAGGAUGCUGAACAACCACCGAUUGGAACGGGAGCCGUACGGAGGACCCCGAGAUCGGAAGAAGGAGCUGUAGGAGGAGUCGACAGUUCUGCGAUUUCUCAACCAGGACCAUACGACCACACACCGCAAUUACAGUUUCCUCCGCGAGUUUCAUCGGACUCUGGCAGGCGAGGGCGAGAACGAGUCUCUUCAGUUUUUGGUUCACCGGAGAUACAGCGUACCACAAGAAAUGAAAACCGUACACCACCACCACCAUACGAGGCUAAUGGACAACAGGCCAGAUUGCGAAGAUUGAGGGAAGUUCAAGAAAACGAAGCACGUGCCAGACAGUUGCAGGUGCAGGAAGCGCGAGAUAGAGAAUAUCAAGCAAGGGAAGAUUACCACAGACUUCGUGAUGAGCUCUUGGAUCGUUUGCUGCGCCAAGAAAGGCCACCACCAGCACGAGCGGAUGAAAGGAGGAUGUUGAAAGCUAUACAUAACUGGCCCUUUAAAUUUCGUGGGGAAAAAGAUACCACCUCACUCAACGUUUUUUUGGACCGAGUGGAAACGUUCGCCAGGUCGGAGGGCAUGAACGAGGACACAUUGUUGAGCAGUGUCAAACAUCUGCUACACGAAGAUGCCCUUGAUUGGUACGCUCGAGCGACAUCACGAAAUCUGCUACGGUCAUGGGAUGCUUUCAAGCGAGAAAUUCGAAAAGAAUUUCUACCAAGUGGAUAUUCUCAGAUUCUUCGUUUGGAGGCCAGCUUUCGAUUCCAGGGAGUCAGUGAAUCGUUUUCCAAAUACUAUCGGGACAUAUCGGCACUUUUCCGAUUUGUUGAGGCGCCUAUUCCCGAAGAAGAAAAGUUCUUCACAGUCAAGAAAAACAUGACAGCGGACUAUGCAGCGAUUGUGACAGCAGCAAGACCCCAAUCGCUUGAGGAGAUGGUGGAGAUAUGUACAAGCUACGACGAGACCAGAAUGCUCCUGAAUAGACAGCGUCGGGUACCAAUUCCUCACAGUGCGCUACUGGAACCGAACUUUGCAACACCAGUAUCCACAACCAAACUACUGCCGGGGCCACAGCAACCACCGCAUCGCUUCAGUAGGAUACACGCAGUAGAAAUGGAACUAGCUGAUGGAGAGUUGGGACCGCAACAAUUCGUCUCGGAAGCACACGAAAGGUCAACGGAACAGGACGAGGAAGACGGGCGAUACGACAUGGAUGAGCUACUCGAGCAAGUUAACGCACUCAAGAUGACUCUGGAGAGAAAGGGUGCCAGAACUAACUCUAUAAUACAGAAUCGUCCACAUCAACAGUGGGCGAACAGUUUCAACCGAUCGGGAACGCAGCAGAUACGUGAAGAAUUCAGGAAUCGACCAGCACUGAUGCAGCAACCACGGCAGCAAAACGUGAUAAAACGAAUUCAACAGUCGGAUCAGCAACAAGGUUGGCAUCGACAGCAAUUCGAUUCCCAACCAACGGACGAACAAAAUACAGACAACCGAAGAAGCGAUUGGCAACAGCAAAAUCGGUAUCAGCGACCGGAGCGGCCAAACGAACAGAAACCUGAAUUACCGAAUCAUCAACGGAUUGUAAUCACUUGCUGGAACUGCGACGAAGACGGACACAGAUUUAUGGACUGCACGAAACCGCAGGCAAUCCUAUUCUGCUACCGAUGUGGAAGGAAAGGCUAUUCCUUGCGCAGUUGCUUCACAUGCCGUACAGAUGCGGUAAACUAUCAGGCGGAGAACGAGCAGUAGAGGGGAGCAGCUCUCCGCAAAAUUUUGAGGACCCUUCGGACAUUCCAGAAUUUAAAAACCUCAACUCAGUAAUUAUUAAUCCCGGAAGCGACAAUCGUCCUCACGCUGUAAUCUCGGUGUUAGGUAAGGAGAUCACA